AUGCUCCAGUACGCCAUCAUCGGCUUUUUGACCUACGAGAUUUGCCGCCUCUGGCAGCUCCCCGACGCCGGCAAGAUCAAGUACACCGGGAUUAAUGCU
Molecule: messenger RNA, 99 nt
Organism: Mesorhabditis spiculigera
Lineage: Eukaryota; Metazoa; Nematoda; Chromadorea; Rhabditida; Rhabditidae
Source: the annotation of a GenBank genome assembly